Pelobates cultripes (western spadefoot toad) is the source of this 16924-nucleotide messenger RNA. The record is from the annotation of a GenBank genome assembly. Lineage: Eukaryota; Metazoa; Chordata; Amphibia; Anura; Pelobatidae.
AUGCGACGGAGGUAAGUGAACAUAUGCAUUGGCAUUCGCUGUACUUUUGUGUCCAUGGCAACAUCAUCCUCUCUGUGAUACUCUAGGUCAGGCAUAGGCAACCGUCGGCACUGCAGGUGUUUUGGACUACACAUCCCAUGAUGCUUUGCCAGAGCAUUAUGGGGGAUGUAGUCCACAACAUCAGGAGUGCCGAAGGUUGUCUACCCCUGCUCUAUGUUCUCUAUUGCCCUAUGCGUACAAGCAGAACUGCAGGGAUUUAAAAAUAGGACAAUGGUCACUUCAAAGCUAUUUCUAAUAUAAUAAUCCUUUUUAACAAGUUUUGAAAUGACCUUAUUUUUGUGUAUCAGAUGACCCCAUAGUACAGCUUUAUGAGCCAGCCACACCGUGGGUCCCGCAAGCCCUGGUGUAGUGUUUUCCAAAAAGUAGUUUUGUAGGACAGUAGAACUAUUUUCUACCACCUCCUGGUUUGUUUGUUUUUUUAAAAUAAGGUACUUAAAGGGACUCUCCAGUGUCACCCCUUAUCCCAUGUUGCUGAUGGGGUUAAAACCCCUUCAGUGACUUACCUGAACCCAGCGCCGAUGGACAUCAGGCUCCGGCCAUGCUCAUCGUCAGCCGGCAGAGAGGACCUAAAGCGCAUGCGCGGCAAUGGCUGCGCACGCGCAUUAUACCUCCCCAUAGGAAAGCAUUCAAUGCUUUCCUAUUGGGAUUCUGGCGACGCUGGAGGUCCUCCUGCAUAGCGUGAGGACGUCCAGUGUUGUUUAAAACACUUUUUUUACACUAGAGGUGGACUUAACCCUGCAAGGUAAUUAUUGCAGUUUAUAAAAGCUGUAAUAAUUACACUUGCAGGGUUAAGGGUGGUGGGAGUUGGCACCCAGACCACUUCUAUGGGCAGAAGUCGUCUGGAGGCCAUUGAGUGCCAUAACCGAGGGGCUGGGGGAACAAAAUAUUUUAGGUAAAUGAUGAUAUGGGUGUGAUUCAACCAGGAAACUUUAUUUAUUUCAAACUUCGUAAAUAAUGGGAUGACCCUUCAGGAAGUAAGAAAUAAGCAAAGGACAUUUGCAUUGAAAAAGGGCUUGUGCCCGAAACGUUUGCCUGUCUUUUAUGUCCUUUAAAUAAAUACUUGGUAGCACAUUGGUGCACACUACAACUGGAAGCGCAGACCUCAUUUCUGUGUUUAUUGAGAAAUAAGCCAAUGUGAGAGUAAGAGUAUGUAUCACGAGGAGCUGAGUAAUAGGUAUAAUCGGCUGUGUCUGGGGCCGGGCCCUCCAAGUCUCUACGAGUCCCUGAGAAUCAAGGAAUUUGCCAAGUACUUUAUAAUGUCCUGCUGCAUCAUCCCUGAUCAUUCCUGGAGGUGAACUACAAUCAGCUGCAGAACAGAAGACCUCCCCCACCCGCAAACUUAUCGGUCAUUAAUGGACCCACCAGUGCCGAUACCUCUUCCGAAAAAUGCCUAUCUAUAGAAUUAGGAGCAUAAUUCUUUAAUAAGUAUAGUCUAUGGUCACAUAAUCGCCCUGUGAGGAGGAUGUAUCUUUACUCAGCAAAAGUACAUACGUGAUUUACAUGAAAACUGCUUUUUAAUGGAUUAGACAUUUUAUUUAUUUUGAGGACAAAAUUGCCAAGUUGCAAACAGCUUUUUUUCCCCCAGUUUGACUAUUUUAUGAAUUCCUGACAAUUCCCUGAUUAGUGCAAAACUCUACAUUGUACACAACCAAACACACCCCGUCAUUCAAACACACAGCACACAGGCAUGCCACAGCUUUCAAGUAGCAACAGUACAUACAAACACGUAAUUGCAUUCAAAUGCUAACACAACACACAGAGACCCCGAUGUUCACACAGACACUCAAUACAAAAACACGCUUACAUUCAAACACUCAAAAACUGCCCACAAAUAAAAUCCUCCAAGGACGGGCAAAUUGUGGACUCCCAGCUGGGAGAUGUACGGGGCUCUACCUUUUGGCCACCCUUGCGCUGGAGGGGGCAAAAUAAUUUCUUGCAGCAGGGCCCCCUCUAUAUUCGUUCAGCCACUGGCGCCCGGGCUGUAGUGGUUGUGGUGGUUGAAGUAACCCUUUAAUAGGAUGUUUCCAGAUUUAGUGAUCUAGCAUUCCGAGUACAAUUCCCAUUACUCUCAGCCAAGCCAAUUGCUCCAGGGCCAAGGAUGGACAGCCCUGAUAUACAUGGAGAUCAAAAGUCUUCAGAUCAGCUUCUAAUGUCUUCCGUCUCCUUCUGCCAUGACCACAAUACAGGGGAAGUCUUCCUAUAGUAACACAAACUGAAACCCUCAAUGCUAGCCUUGUUCCUGUCAUUAAACUCUCAAUUCUUACCAAUAUAUUAAUCUGCUUCCCCAUUACUUAAAAGAACAUAAAGCUGUAUUCCUAUGCAAUGUAAUUAUUGCAGUUCUUUUACAAAUAGCCAAGUGUAGAAUAUUGCAUAUUCUAUGUUUCUAUUGAUUAUUUAUAUGGAUGUGUGGAUUGACAUAAGUAACAGAUGGUAUCAAUAAGUCACAAGGCAUUCAAAUUGGAAACAUUCUCCAGUAAUAUUAUUUUGGUCUAAAAUGUGCAGUUGUCUUUUCCCAGUUUACCGAAUAAUCCGAAAGUAAACUGAUAAACCAUUGAUCUCCCAGGCUGGGAACCUUGAAGUGGCCGCUCCCUGUGCUUAACAAAAUACUAUAGGAUCAGGAACCCAAACAUACAUUUUUACAAAAACCCCACAAAAGUCACAUCCCCUGUUAGCCACUAUCUGGGUGACCAACAUAUCCAAAAAUCACCCAGAUCGGUUCAGGGGUUCAGGAAUUUCCUUAAAGUCAUAGUUUUGACCGACCGUGCACAUGGUCCUAUGCCUAAAACAGUUCCAGGGAAUCAGGGCGAAUGGUCGGUCUCUCUUUCUGGAGUACAAAAGUACAUAAAUCAUUUGAACGGAGCCUUUUAAAGGACAAGGUAUAUUGCAGGGCCCAUAGUCCUGAGGCAGGAGGCUGGCAAGCACGCUCCUCCAGGAGCCCGUGGCGAGGUUCAGUUCGUCACAAUUGUUAUAGGUCAUACCAUCUAAAACUCGCAUCUAGGAGUAUUUUUGCUGAACUAAUAGCUGCAAUCAGUUAACGGGAAACUUGCAAAAUUUCAUCCUAAGCAAAACAACUAACGAGAUUAAAAAAAAAAACUAGUUAAAAUAUUUAUGAAUUGCUCAAGUUGACUGUUUUGGAAUUUUUAAGAAACUCCAACACAGUCAAAAUAUAUACCAAGACAAAGUAGGGACAAAAAAACAGAACUACGGCAAGAAAAUUAAGAACAAAUAUGUUGUAUGUAACAAGUUGUAAAGAAAACAAGUUGCAAGAGAGUACUGAGAACGGACCACAGCUCGAUCAGCCUGCCCCCAGACGAUCGUUUCAAGCCGAUACUAGACAGGUGCAAUUCGGCUCAGUCCAAAUUGAAAUUCGGACGAAUUUCAGACAUUCGGAUGCUUCACAAUGUCCGAAGUGCCGAAUUUUGGAAUGCAGAACCAAACCAAAUUUUUUGGCCAUGCACAUCCCUAGCCGAUACGUUUCUAAGCACCGUGAGCAAGGGGUCCACAUCUGGAUUACCCUUUAAAUUUAGGGAGGGCAAAAAAAAAACCAAGUUGCAACAUGCAAAGAGAAUUUAAAAUCCAUGUCACGUGUUUAAUACGGGUUAAAUCUAGAGAAAACUGUGCAGUGACACUGCAGGGGGCAUGAUCUAUCGACCAAGACCACUUCAUUAAGCUAAAGGUAUUGUGCUGCUACAUGUGUCCCUUUAAGGCAGCGAUGGCUGAUUUUGUCUCCGAUAAGGGCAUUCCCAUGAUGCUCAGCAACUCUGUAGUCUACAAACAUCUGUAGGGCGAUGAUUAACCAUCACAAUAUAUAAACUAACAUUCUGCUCUGUAACAGUUCCCUUUCAAUUCAUAACUAAAUAAGAGGGAAUUUGAAUAGACGCUAGUCGAGUCCAUAUUGUUUCCUUAAACAUCGGCCAAUUUCGUAAUUAAAUAUUUGCUUAUUUAAAAAAAAAAGAAAAGAAAAAAAGCUAUGCAAGGCGCGAUUGACCGCAUGCUGUUCUCUUCCUCUUUCAAGUAGUUUCUAUAUCUGAGCUAACAGAUAGCAAUCAAGGUGCCUUUGAACUGUAUUUCUUAGCAAAAAGUACUUGGGGUUCUGUAUCCAAUUGUGUAUAUUAUGCAUUAGUUUGUGAAUGCACAAAUAUUCUGCAUGUUGUAUUGAGUGUUUGAGUACAUACAGUUUAUUAUUGUGUUUUAUGUUUGUAUAUUACAGUUUGUGUGUUUAUGAGAUGUGUAUGCGGUGGUGUGUGUUAUUUUUCUGGGUCAUUUUUCUUACCACCUUCUCUGCCCUGUGUAUAAUUUCUGUCUAUGUAGUUGUGUAUGUAGUUAUAUUUCUUGUAUAUUUGUUGUUGCAGUGUUUGAUUUUUGCUGUUGUGUUUGUGUGUAUGAACUGCAUAAAGUGUGUGAAUUGUGUUCAUUAGUUGUGCAUGUGGCUGUUUAAAUGGAUUGCAUUUGUGUGAUGUGUGUCAUGGCUCUCAGUGCAUUACACACGUUGUCUAUGAUGCAGGUUAUGUAUUAUAUGAUUCGUGUUAUAUAUGGGCUAUGUAUUAUCGAUUUAUGUAUUACAUGGGCUAUGUAUUAUAUGAGAGGUGUAUUAUAUAAGGUGUGUAUUAUAUGGGCUAUGUCAUUUGUGACCUUAUUCCCUCCCUGCUCCCACUACAUAGCCUCUCGUUUUUUUCCCACACAUGUAAUACUGCAUACAGCAUCCUUACACACAGACACUAUUAUUACAAUUACUUAUAUAGCACCAACAUAUUCUGCAGCGCUGUACAAUAGGUAAAGCAAGACAAAGUAUUAAUUCUAACACAACACGUUGUCAUACAGAAACAGAACAUCGCAAGCAGCAUCCCACACACGCAACCACACAAGUAUCUUCUAAACACGUGUGGGGACACGGCUUGUGAUGUCACCAGCUAACACAGAGAAGGUGUAUCAGUACAUGGGCUUUAUUUCUCUGUUUUAAUGGCAGCCAGCAGGGGUUACUCCAUCAAAAUUUUUUAAAUAAAUAAAUCCUAUUGUUCUAUCUUUCUAUUGCCGGGGGCCCUGUGAGCUGUCAGUCCGCCCCGAUUGUGGGUGUGAGUCUCAGUCAGCAGGCUGCAGUUCUCUCCCUCCUCUGGUAUCAGUUCCUACUUUCACUAUUAGUUUACUAGUUAUUAGACUGACUUCAGCCUGGACCAGCAUUCAGAACCUGCAGAACCUCACAUUCCCGGGUCCGUGCACCAGCAUUCAGAACCUGCAGAACCCACAUUCCUGGGUCCGUCCCCAGCCUGGAACCAGCAUUCAGAACCUCACAUUCCUCGGAUCUAUCUACCAGCCUGGUGAGUGGCACAGCCUGUCUGGCAUGGUUACUCUGUCAGUAAUCACUUCCACCUGAAAUAUCUAUAAACUAUCUAAAAAUAUCUAUAAACUAUCUGUACAACUAAUCCAACACUCUCUGCUACACUAUCUGUACAACUAAUCCAACAUCCUCUGCUACAUUAUCUGUACAACUAAUCCAACACUCUCUGCUACACUAUCUGUACAACUAAUCCAACACCCUCUGCUACACUAUCUGUACAACUAAUCCAACAUCCUCUGCUACACUAUCUGUACAACUAAUCCAACACCCUCUGCUACACUAUCUGUACAACUAAUCCAACACCCUCUGCUACACUAUCUGUACAACUAAUCCAACACUCUCUGCUACACUAUCUGUACAACUAAUCCAACACCCUCUGCUACACUAUCUGUACAACUAAUCCAACACCCUCUGCUACACUAUCUGUACAACUAAUCCAACACCCUCUGCUACACUAUCUGUACAACUAAUCCAACAUCCUCUGCUACACUAUCUGUACAACUAAUCCAACAUCCUCUGCUACACUAUCUGUACAACUAAUCCAACACCCUCUGCUACACUAUCUGUACAACUAAUCCAACACCCUCUGCUACACUAUCUGUACAACUAAUCCAACACUCUCUGCUACACUAUCUGUACAACUAAUCCAACAUCCUCUGCUACACUAUCUGUACAACUAAUCCAACACUCUCUGCUACACUAUCUGUACAACUAAUCCAACAUCCUCUGCUACACUAUCUGUACAACUAAUCCAACACCCUCUGCUACAUUAUCUGUACAACUAAUCCAACAUCCUCUGCUACACUAUCUGUACAAUUAAUCCAACAUCCUCUGCUACACUAUCUGUACAACUAAUCCAACACCCUCUGCUACACUAUCUGUACAACUAAUCCAACACCCUCUGCUACACUAUCUGUACAACUAAUCCAACACCCUCUGCUACACUAUCUGUACAACUAAUCCAACACCCUCUGCUACACUAUCUGUACAACUAAUCCAACACCCUCUGCUACACUAUCUGUACAACUAAUCCAACACCCUCUGCUACACUAUCUGUACAACUAAUCCAACACCUCUGCUACAUUAUCUUCGUACAACUAAUCCAACAUCCUCUGCUACACUAUCUGUACAACUAAUCCAACAAUCCUCUGCUACACUAUCUGUACAACUAAUCCAACACCCUCUGCUACACUAUCUGUACAACUAAUCCAACACCCUCUGCUACACUAUCUGUACAACUAAUCCAACACCCUUCUACACUAUCUGUACAACUAAUCAACACAUUCGUGCUAAUCCAACACCACUGUACAACUAAUCAACACCUCUGCUACACUAUCUGUACAACUAAUCAACACCUCUGCUACACUAUCUGUACAACUAAUCCAACACUUUCUGCUACACUAUCUGUACAACUAAUCCAACAUCCUCUGCUACACUAUCUGUACAACUAAUCCAACACUCUCUGCUACACUAUCUGUACAACUAAUCCAACAUCCUCUGCUACACUAUCUGUACAACUAUCUGUACAACUAAUCCAACACCCUCUGCUACACUAUCUGUACAACUAAUCCAACAUCCUCUGCUACACUAUCUGUACAACUAAUCCAACAUCCUCUGCUACACUAUCUGUACAACUAAUCCAACACCCUCUGCUACACUAUCUGUACAACUAAUCCAACACCCUCUGCUACACUAUCUGUACAACUAAUCCAACAUCCUCUGUACACUACCAACUAUCUGUACAACUAAUCCACUACUGUACAACUAAUCCAACACCCUCUGCUACACUAUCUGUACAACUAAUCCAACACCCUCUGCUACACUAUCUGUACAACUAAUCCAACACCCUCUGCUACACUAUCUGUACAACUAAUCCAACACCCUCUGCUACACUAUCUGUACAACUAAUCCAACACCCUCUGCUACACUAUCUGUACAACUAAUCCAACACCCUCUGCUACACUAUCUGUACAACUAAUCCAACAUCCUCUGCUACACUAUCUGUACAACUAAUCCAACACUCUCUGCUACACUAUCUGUACAACUAAUCCAACAUCCUCUGCUACACUAUCUUUACAAGUAAUCCAACAUCCUCUGCUACACUAUCUGUACAACUAAUCAACCCCCUCUGCUACACUAUCUGUACAACUAAUCCAACAUCCUCUGCUACACUAUCUGUACAACUAAUUCAACAUCCUCUGCUACACUAUCUGUACAACUAAUCAACACCCUCUGCUACACUAUCUGUACAACUAAUCCAACAUCCUCUUCUACACUAUCUGUACAACACUCUCUGCUGUGCAGCACUGACCCAGGAAGCACCACUAGUGGCUGUCUGAGUGAUUGCUGGAGGUGUCCCUAGGCUGUAUUGAAAUACUUUUUUUUCUCUGAAAAGGCAGUUUUUUACAUUAAAAACCUGCAGGGACUGACUUUAGAAACCAGAACAACUACAAUAAGCUGUCCCUUUAAUGGAAUUACUACCUUUUCAGGGCUCAGUCUAUGCUUGAACACUUGUGCCUAUCCACCUUUUGUAAAGCAUGGUCUUCUUUCUCCACUGCCACAUGCACAGACUUCACCAGGAUCUGGAGAUCUGAGCAUAAUAUUUCACUAUGUGAUGCUGAGUGGGAAUCAAUUUACUGUGCAAUGGCCACUACUAUGCAAGAAUCUGCUUAUACAAUUCUAAUCCAAGUAAAUCUACACAAAUCUUACCGUCUAUGUCUGCCGCGUGUAAGAUGCUACUCACACCCUGAAACCUACCUGCACACAUACCUGGAUCUCUAAUGCGAUGCUUGGCAAAUGCCCAAACUGAAAUACGGUCUGUUCCUUAAACUCCCCAUACAAUAUCCCCAGACAGAUGAGGCCAGAGACCCCUCCGUCCUUUUUGGAAUGGUUUGUUGGGAUAAAGGAGACACACCUCAUGCACCUAAAAAUUAUUUCAGCAUUAAAUGCAGAGUUAAGCUAGAAUGUUUGGAUAUUUUACAUAUUUUUAUCUCUUUUUUUUUCUUUUUCUGUACCUUAACCUGUACCCACAAUUCAAGAAAUACCUCGACUGGAGAAACUGCAUUUUUUUCCCCGUGUCCUUUCUUUUCCUAUCUGUGAUAUUUUAAUGCCGCUACUUGUAUUUGAACAAUCCUUCUCUUUAUUGUGUGAUCAGAACCCGUUGUUAUCCUGUUUUUCGUUUUUGUUUUUAUUAUACCACAACACGUGUGCUAACAUUUUCAUGACAUUUCUAGAAGAAAGAGGGUAACUUUCAGUUCCCAUAUCCCUCUAACCAAACUUGCUCUGGGACCUGCAUUGAUCUUACUGCUUCUCUGGACUCUCCUACUAAUGCCUGUUUUUUUCUGCAUUCUCCUCUUCCUGGCAUCCCUUUGCCCACGCUAUACCCACAUUACCCCUGGUAUUCCAUGCUCAUACUCUGUUUGCUGAUAUCCAAUUCCCUAAUCUCCAUUAUAGCCAAGUAUCCCUCUGUUCCUUUUGUCUCCAGGUAUUCAUUUUGUCUGCCUCAUUCAAUGCCAACAUCUUGACCUUUCCCUGUCUUACCAUCGUGUCUUCCAGGUAAUGAAAUGUAUUCUGCUCAUCAUCUUCUAUCUCCCCCUCUCUGCUGCAAACCAGGAACCCGGUGUGAAAGGGCGAUUGACUUCAAAAGGAUUACAAUAUGGUGAGAGAGGGUGCUUGCUGGAUGUGGGGAACAAGAUGAAGGAUAAAUUGCACUUGGGCAGGCGUAUCUCAGCCCAGGAUUCCGAGGGUUCUAUAUGGAACCCUGCAGAAUAGGUUGUGUUCCCCUAAACAUUCUCCUACUAGAGGUAUCAGAAGUCCAGAUGUUGGGUAAACUGAAGUUUGUCAUUCUUUAUUUGAGUAUAAUUAAUUUCCUUAGUUCAUGAAAACAACUAAAUAUGGGUACUAGAUCAAUUGCUUUUUCUUAACCUCAAAAUCUGAGUUUUUGGGUCUGGUUUCUUGUGUUUUUAGAUGUGGUGGAAGGAGAAUUCAAGAUAAGGAGUGUUGGUAUCAUUGGUACAAGACAUAAUGAUCUGUGCCUGGAAGGCAAAGAAAAAAAAUGACUGGCAACAUUUUCUCAACUGAGGGGAGGGAUUAUAGGGAUUGUUGUCAGGAUGGUUUGGUCAGUGGAGAGUGUUUCCUUACAUAGUAGUAACAUACGUUUUGUUCUUCUAAGGCUUGCAGGCGGGGUUGGAGGAGUUGCAAAGCAGAUUGUCUUCUUUCCAGAUUCCUGAUGUCACAGGGUCCAUCUCGGUUGCCAUCCUCGGUACCAUAUAUUACUCUGUGACAAGGUACGUUGGCGGAUGAUUCUGUUGAAGGGAUGAUUCUGUUGAAGGGAUGGAAAAUCUAGACAGAAUGUACUGUCAAUUCUCAGGCUCGAGAUAAAAGUAUCUAAAAGUUCACAAAUGUACAAAGCUUCCUUUACAAUGCAGAGCAGAAUGUUGUCAUCAUUGUGAGACCUACAAAUUCCAAACUAACCUUUGAUGUUCCCAUGUCAUUACCUAGUCUACAAAUCGAGAACCUGGAUCUUUCGAAUUCCAAUCUCUCAUUUAUAUCUGACACGGGAGUCAACAUGGAGAUCAGCAAUGGUCAGCUAUCGAUCACUGGAUAUUUGCGGAUAGAAACAGUGCUAUUGUACGUAUCUCUCCCAGGUGAAGUAUGUAGUAUGUCUGGGGAGGCUGUGGUUAAUGGUGGGAGGAUUAUGGAUGGAAUAAAAAAACAGCUUGGCAUGAUACGCAUUGAGAACAAAGGAAUGGGCAGUAUUAGCGUCGUAGUUUAGUGUCAACAAGCGGAUGUAGGACAAUACCUCUAUGAGAUCUAUAUUUUCAUACUUUCUCUCCUUAGUUCAGCAUCCACCAACCUUGAAGUUGUAGUCUCCGGCCUGUCCCUCACAGGUAUUGUUGGUGUAACGGGUGAUGACACCGGCCAUGGCAAAGUAUGGGACGGAGGGUGCAACUCUGAAGUAAACAAUGUGAACAUCAAUUUCCAUGGGGGAUCUGGGUAAGUAGUGUACUUGGAAUAGUAUGACUUUAUUGGAAUCAGACCAGACAAUGUUUUGAGAUGCAGUCAGCUGGAGUAUUGGAUAAAGCCGGGUUCUCAAACAUACAGCCUGAUAGGCUCAUGAACCCAGCUUGCUGGCCUUUAAUGGGACUGCAUGGGUGGGCAGGAAGAGAGGGAUAUAAAGGGGCUCAGAGGCAGAGACGGAGAGAUAAAUUGGGGACAAUCGGAGCCUCAGAGGAACAAAGAGAAUGAUGUGGGAGGUCGACAGAGAGACAGACAUUAAGGGAUAAUGAGAAAGAGAGGCAUUGCUGUGGAGACCAGAGAGGCGGUAAGAGGUAGGUAGAGGUAGGAUGGGCAUUGAGACAGAAAUGAAUAAGACUGGUGGGAGCCAAGAGAGUUAUAAAGCAGGGAAGCUGGGGAGGACAGAGGGUAAAUCACAGACAGAGGUAAAUGCUAUGCGACGCGGAGAAAGAAAACAAAACCAGGUGAUAAGACAUAGAGCAAGAUUUAGAAAAACAUUUUUUUAGAACAAAGCAUGUAGAGUGGAUUAAGUGUGUAAGAAUGUAUGUGGACCUUUUAUGUGAGGUGUUGCAAUGUAUAUUCUUUCAUUAUGAACACACAGGUGGUUUCUCAGAAUGUUCAAAAGCUCGAUAAUUGGACCCGUUUACGACGCUUUGACUAAGCAGGUAAACAGCCCGGCCAAUGGUAGGAUCCCAAUCCCUCCCCAAUAUGGCUCUUCACUGUGUGUAUCUUAACCACCUUUUUAUUUAUUAACCCAUAGUUUCUUUUAUGUUUCUCACCUCCUUUAGGGUAUCCUAUACUCCCUUUUUGUGUUAAGUGUAUCUCUUACAAACCCUCCUUAUGUGUUUCUUUCUCCCCCCUUUCCACUUUGUGUGUCUCUUACUCCCCACAGCCACAUUGUCUAUCUCUUUGUUCCCCCAACCCCUUUGUGUGUCUCUUUCUACCCUCCAAUCCUAUUGUUUGUCUCUUAUAUCCCCAAUCUCCUUUGUGUGUCUCUUUCUCCCCCUAGUUUAUUUUUGUGUCUCAUUCUCCCCCAGCCCCUUUGUGUGUCACUAACUCACGCACCAGGUCACGGUGUGUCUCUUACAUUCCUCCAGCUCUUUUGUGUGUCUCCCCAGUCUCUCUCUGUGUCUCUUUUUGUAUCUCUUACUCCAUCUCCAGUGCUCCACCGGGCUGGUGCACCCUAAGGCGGCCGCCUGUGCCACCUUAUGAUAACCACGGCCCUGGCAAACAGCGAUUCAAAGGGUGGGUGCAUGUUGUGGACAUGUGUGAAGGGACUACUGACAAGCAUCUUUUACUUUUUCUGUAGCUUUGUCCGCAGUUUGAAAAAGCGCUCGAACAGAUGGAGCAAACAUUGAGCAGUCUGCCAGGUAAUGCACAAAGUAGUGAUAAUAAUAAUAUUAAUAUAAUUCAAUAAAUAAAAUUGAUCUGUGAAUAAAGAAAAUAAAUUUGAAUCUUGGCAUCACCUCUGGUACAUAGUCCCCAUUGUGUGUCCUGAAUGCCCAAAUGUGGCUUACGACUACCCAACAUGCAUUGUAACAUUGUAACACAGCAUCAUGUUUCUCGGAAUGCCUAGAUGUGUCCUGCUAGACCAAGCAACCAAACAUGCCCAAUACCAUGCCCUCUAAAACAUGCCCCCCGAUUAGCGUCAUGUGACCAAUGUUUGCCCCACAUGCCAUCAUAACCACACCUCUUUUAACAUGAAACAUACAACACACAAGCAUUACUCCAGUGUAAUACUAACGCGUGUUUCUGCAGUGGUCAGUAUCAUGGAUUCAGUGGCCUCUUUGGAAUACCCACUGGUUGACUUGCCACUGAUCACAGAGCAAAGUCUGGACGUCUUCAUUAAGGUAACUGUGAGGCCAGAGUAGAUGCGAGGAGUGGUGCUCUAUGACUGGUUUUAAUAUUUUUUUUAUUCUAUCCCAGGGGCAGUUUAUUGGCCGAUCACAGCGCUGGGACCCACCAGACCACCCAGAGAAGCUCGUUCUACCAGACAUAGACUCCCGCAUGGUCCUACUUGCUCUGUCCCAGUUCUCUGUCAACUCAGCAGGCUACGUGCACUAUAUGUCUGGAAUCCUAAGCUAUAACGUUACCGAUGAUCUGGUGAGGCGAAAGAAUCCAAGUUUGUUUUUUGUUGUUGUAUGUUACUCUCCGACCUCUACUUAAAGCUGUGGGUUAGAACGAGUGUUAAAUUGUGCAAAGAUUACAUGUUAAGGAAAUCCCAAGAGAGUGGUUGAAAGACUUUUGUUUUAGGAGAUAGGGUAAGAGGUUGGGGCAGGGUGUGGGAAUAUUUUGGUUAUUUUUUUAAUGACUUCAUCAAGUAUUUUAAUUAACACAGCUAGUUAAGAAUUGGACAUGCAUUAUUCAUUGUGGUUUAAAGAUAGAUUAUUGAUAUUGAGUUCUGUGAAUUUGACGAUACUUGAUAAAUGCUCUUUUCAGAUACCCAAACAAUCACCCCUGCGGCUAAACACGAAAAGUUUAUCGACCUUCGUUCCAGAGGUGAGAAAUCUGUUUUAUUUAAGAUUGAGGUGACUGCAAAAUGUACCCUACUUGCAUGAUAUAAAGGGUUAUUCUACACAUUAUGACCACUUCAGUGAUUUGAAGUGGUCAUCGUGCAUGCACUCUGUGUGUACAUCAUUUCGCUUUCAAAGACCGCACCUACACAGUUUAACCCCUCUGCUGCCAGUGGUAUAAAUCCACUUCUAGCAUCUUAACUGGGGCGGCAUUAUCCAGCCCGGAACAUAAUUGGGCUAAUAUAAAUUCUGUGCAUAUUGGAAUGCCUGCCGUCAGCAUGCCGGUGACACGCAUCCAGUAGCAACAUAGAUACCCCCCUCCCGGGCAUCCCAUGACCUCCCCUUAGCCUGUUUUCUCCCUACAACCCUGCCCUUCCAGCAACGGAGAAUGAUGUCAAUAAGGAUUCAGCUGUAGGGAGAACUUGGUCUUUGUGAUAGAAUAGAGGUAAUUAUGCUUAAUAUUAUAUAUUUAUUAUCUUUGACUAGGAGGGACCAGCACAGUUAAGGUUAGUCUAACCCUAACCAGCAUUUAUAAAACUUUAUAUAAAAAGAAGACCCAUAGUUACAGCAAGUCUCGCUAUAUAUAUAUAUAUAUAUUGCAAAAAAUUAUUUUUAUAUGACUGUUAAAGGGCCAUGCUCAGCAAACACUCCAAGCACCAUAACGAAUGCAGCUUGAUCCCAUAAUUAAUGUGAGGGUUGUUAGGAAUUCAAAGCAAAUUUCAAAUGUAAUUGUAAAUGUAAUGUUAAUUAGCUGAACUGGAAAAAAAUCUCCAAUCCAUCGCUGCUUCCUGCUCGUAGCUUCAUAUGGAAAUUUUGAAGUUUAGCCAUUUUGGAUUUAAAUUUCAGAUCCACUUUGAUUUCCCAGCAGACCUCUCGUUAGUGAAAAGCCCAAUUAGGGUAUCUAAUCAUUAAACACUGAACUGCAUUGAGCUGACAACUCAUUUAUAAAAUGUCCAUUAAUACAUUGCGCAAAAUAAAAAAUAUUUUCACAUCCUUUUAUUGCAAGUCCAUUGUGACGUGACCACAACCCACUGUUUAGUGAAUACAGCCAGUUAGUGAUAUCCUUUUAUCGAAUUUUAUUUCUUCAUUCAUUUUAUUUAUUUUCACAUUAUAAUCCCUUUUUAUUCUUACUGCAGAUUCUUACUCGGUUUCCGGAUUCUCCCCCGCUGCUCCUGCAUAUCUCGGCCCAUUCACCCCCUGCCGUCAACUGCCAGCCCGAUAUUCUCACCGUGGACGCCAGCGCAGACAUUCAUCUCUACGCCAUGGCCGCGAACCAUUCUCUAGUUCCCAUCUUUCAGAUGCAGGCAGUAAGUGGGCGCAGUGUGGUUAGGGAGUAUUGUUAUCUGGCGGGAGUAGAUAAUGAUAUCGUCCUUGGAGUGGAUACAAACAGGGCUAUUUACUUAAGUGAGAAUUUAAUGUGAAAUCAACGUUAAAUUUAAUUAUUGGGCAAAAGUAGGCAGCUUGGCUAUUUUGGCCUUAAAUUUGAAGUUCAGUUUGAAUUCUCACUUUAGUGAGUAGCCCUGUUUAUGCAUACUUGGUGAGGGCGUCUAUAGCUAAUUAUUUGAGAGUGAUACCAGGAGUACAUAAUUAGAGUGCACCGGGAAGGAAUGUGGGAGGUUAGGAAUUAGUGAAAUCUGGUUGGAGUAGCUCAUUAGAGCCAUAUAGAGGACGCACCAUCUUUGUUAAUCAUUUAAUUAGAGUACUGCCAAAACUGUGACCUGAAUAAUUAUACAGUAAGAGAAUGUAUACAUGUGCUUAAAGAACCUUAUGUCAAGAUGACAGCAAAAAAAAUAAAUAAAAUAAAGUUAUAUAUACACAUAUAUAUUUUCGUUUAAAGUAUGUCCGGAGGGCAUGAUUAAAGGACCACUAUAGUGCCAGGAAAACAAACUCGUUUUCCUUGCACUAUAGUGUUAAUAGGGCCCCCUCCCUCCAGGCUCUAGGGGGAGGAAGGGGUUAAACGCUUGCCUUUCUCCAGCUCCUCCCUCUUCUGAAGUCAUCCGCUGAAUGCACAUGCGUGGCAAGAGCCUUGCAUUCAAUCAGUCCGUAGGAAAGCAUUUCUCAAUGCUUUCCUAUGGACGUCAGCGUCUUCUCACUCUGAAAAUCUAGAGGCUGGAUUAACCCUAAUGUAAACAUUUUUUGAAACUGCUAUGUUUACAGCUGCAGGGUUAACCCCAGAUGGACCUGGCACCCAGACCACUUCAUUGAGCUGAAGUGGUCUGGGUGCCUAUAGUGGUCCUUUAACCCCUUAAGGACCAAACUUCUGGAAUAAAAGGGAAUCAUGACAUGUCACACAUGUCAUGUGUCCUUAAGGGGUUAAGCACAAUGUUAAACAUUUAGAUGGGAACAUUUAAAGUACAUGCAUAAUAUUUGAGUUAAUCUGGUCUCUGGGGGCAGACAUCUUGUCCCAAGAUUUGCAAGCCCACUGUUCCUCGUUAUUUUACUCCUCCUCAUAUGUGGCAGUGGAUUGGCUCAAGCAGCCUUAAAAGGAGGAGUCAGAGGGAAGUGAAUUCACGCCACAGUCUUUCCCCCAUUUUAAAAACACAUUUCAGGGGGCAGGGCUGUUCUAAAAAAAUUUAGGUGACCUACUAAUAAUUUAUAGAACUGUUUUUGUACAGGGUGUGGAGACUCAAGUCGAUAUACAACUGUCUGAAGAAAGUCUGGGAGUUGCUCUGUCUCUGAGAAAGUGAGUGCUUAUUACAAUUUAACCACAAAUCCUCUUUAUCUGCGUCCUAAUCAUAUGACUAAACUGCUAAUUAAGCAAAACACCCCUAUUGCCCAGGGAAAGCUAGUACUGCUACGGUAACAGAUUUAUCGUGGGUAAUUGGUUGGGGCCUGAUGGAUAGGCUGGGUCUAUCCCAACCACUGCGGACUUAUUGUAAAAACAUGGAGGACACAACCCUUCAGCUUAGAACCAUUGAUCGAGCUGGACUCAUACCGUAAUUAUGUCCAAUCAAAUAACAAGCCUCUACGGUCAUUCUCUGUAGAACGUCUUGUACGUGGCCUUAACACCGAGCUCAGAAAAUAUCAAACAGUUCUAUCACGCUGCUUUUAUGUCCACCUCGUCCUUUACAUCCAUGCUGCCCAAGAAAUGUCACAUCCCUGCAUCUCUUUCCCCUGGUCUUUAAUCCCACCUUAAACACCUGUAACCUCAUUAGGCCUUUGUGGGAUUCCCCCCUCGAUUGUCUACAAACCAGCCUUCUCAUCCACACUUGUAGACCUUAAUCAUGUGCGUCUUUCUUGUAUCCCCACAAAAACACCUGCAUGUGUUCUGAGACAAUACACAAUUUACGUUAUUGUCCGGUUAUCUCUCAUCACACUGUAUUCCCACUGUAACUGCACCUAGCCCAAAAUGUAACCUCAGGAGGACUCACUUUUGGUGGUUACACAUGUUGUAUCUUCUCUUUCCAGUUUCUCCCUGGCUCUCAUUCAUUCCGACGCCGGUCCUGUUAAGGUGAGCAUCUGAUGAUAUUGCUAAAGUUACAGCUGGUUGAAGAUGAGCUCCUAACCCAGAUAACAGUUAUGGUGACAUUUUGUUCUCUAUAGGUGGACAAUCUGAAAAAUAUCUUGAAUUUUGCCCUGAAGCUUGUGGCGCUUCCUCUAAUGAACAGUGAGUACCGUAAUAUGAAACGUGCAUUGAUUAUUAUAUACCAUGAUCCUGAACGUUCCUAAUCUGCUCACAGAGAAACUUCAGAAUAUGGUGAUAAUUCCAACCCAUCCAGUUAGACUUCAGAACCCAGAGCUGCGCAUUUUAAAGGUAAGUGCAACGACCUUCAUCUUUGGUUCCGGACCUGUUUUCUCACACUAACUCUCCCUGUCAGAACCUGUUUUCUCACACUAAAGUGUUGCUGUAACAAUGGCAACUUUCAUUGACUUUUACUUUCUUACAUGGCUUCCACCUACCUUCUCAAUCUCUGUGCAGGGAUACCUGGUGGUUGUGACUGAUUUUGAGCUGUCCUUGAGUCCUCCUCUCCAGCAGACAGAAAUGGUGACCAAGCCAUAG